AUGACCAACGCCAUUUCCAACCGCUUCUUCACCUCUCUCUCCACUCCCUCAAACCGCCUCCUCGUCCCUCCGCUCUCACAUUUUCGCCGCUGCCACCAACCGCAUCUCCACCGCAAACCACCGCUGCACCAACGCGCUUCUCGCUCCGUGACGCGCUUUUCCUCCGUCUCCUCCUCCUCCUCCUCUUCUUAUUCUGGCAAGCCGGGGUUCGUGGGAUGGUAUCUGCGCAUGCUCGAAACUUACCCUCUCAUCACCAAAAGCGUAACCUCGUCGCUUGUGUUCGCCGCGUCUGACAUCACUUCUCAGAUGAUUACACUACCCAGUUUUUGUGCUUCAUUUGAUCUAAUAAGGACACUGCGUCUGGCAAUAUAUGGACUGUUAGUCUUGGGGCCAACACAGCACAUGUGGUUUGGUUUUCUGUCUAAAAUUUUACCCAAGACAGAUUUGGCAUCAACCUUGAAGAAAAUUUUAAUGGGGCAAUUUAUAUUAGGUCCUAUCAUCAAUACUGUCUUCUUCUCCUAUAAUGGUGCUUUCCAAGGUGAAGGUGUAACUCAAAUUAUUGCGAGGUUGAAGAGAGAUCUACUUCCUACAUUGUUAAGUGGUGCUCUGUAUUGGCCUGCAUGUGAUUUUGUCACCUUGAGAUACCUUCCAGUUCGUUUGCAGCCACUGCUGAAUAGCACCUUCACAUAUGUAUGGACAAUAUUUUUAACAUACAUGGCAAACCGAGGGUGAGGCAUGCCUAGUGCUUGGUUUGUAAU
Molecule: messenger RNA, 758 nt
Organism: Vigna unguiculata (cowpea)
Lineage: Eukaryota; Viridiplantae; Streptophyta; Magnoliopsida; Fabales; Fabaceae
Cellular component (GO): cytoplasm; membrane
Source: RefSeq, a predicted model, not a curated record